AGGACGAUUCAAAUUCAAAAAGUUGAGAAGUGCGCUCAAAACGACAGAGUACAGACCAGUCUCUGGAGUUUUUCUCACAAAUUGAGCACACUCUCAACAAUCACAGUGAAGAACCCUAACCAUAAUCAAACGAGUAAUCUAUCCUCUUUUCUACAAAAAUGGUGACUUCUACAAUCAGUUAUGAAGAACAGAGAAAGCAGAGAUUAGAAGAAAACAAGAAAAGAAUGGAACAACUCAAUCUCCAUAAGCUUUCUCAAGCUCUCAAACCUACUCCCAAAAUUAAUGUUAAUCCUUCUCCUGUAAAGAAGCUUAAAUCUAGAGCGGUUGGUUUUUCUGUUUCCACUCCUACUCGACGAUCGUCAAGAACCGCUGACAAACCUCCUCCCAACUACAAAGAGUAUGGACUGGAACCUCUAUUGGCUGGUAGAAGGUUUUACAAAAGGAGAGAUUUGUUGAAUAGAGUGUAUGCAAAUGAUGAGGAUAGAGUAAAUGCUAUUGAAAGGGCUGAAAAACUUGAAUCACAUUUGGGUUCUGAAUUUCCCACUUUCAUUAAACCUAUGCUUCAAUCACAUGUUACUGGAGGUUUUUGGUUGAGUUUUCCUAAUUCAUUUUGCAAGGCCCACCUUCCAACAACUGAUGAAGAGUUAAUUCUGAUUGAUGAAGAUGGAGAUCAAUGGAAGGCUAAGUAUCUUGCUAGGAAGAAUGGUCUUAGUGGUGGGUGGAGAGGAUUUUCCCUUGACCAUGAGUUAGUUGAUGGGGACGCCCUUAUUUUCCAGCUCAUUAAAGAAGAUACCUUAAAGGUCUACAUUAUUCGUGUAAAUUCCUCUGAUGAAGAUGGAGAGCGUAAAGGUGACGAAAAUUGAGCUUUUGUAAGUGGGGAAAUAGAGACAGCAGAACAAAGGCAUAAAUUAGAGUGCUGAUGAAAUGAUGAUGGAUUGAGGCAGUGUCCAAUUCCAAGGUUGCUUUGAAAUCUAUUAUGCAACUAAAGUGUAUCGAUCUUUCCAUUUUGGUUUUGCGAAGACUUGAUUAUGUAAUACUUUCGAUCUGAAAUGCUCGUAAUUGAUUGUGACAUAGAUGAAAAAAAUGUUAUUAUCAGUUGCUAGUAUAAUGAAAUGAAGAAAGUAGUCGGCUCGAUAAGAUAGAUAGAUGCUUCGACAUGUACAGAUAUCCUAAUGGCAAUUUGCAAGUAGAUUACGUUAUGGGUAUGUUUUUU
This is a messenger RNA of Amaranthus tricolor (Joseph's coat), 1213 nucleotides long. Its product is annotated as B3 domain-containing protein At3g19184-like. The transcript is spliced from 7 exons. Lineage: Eukaryota; Viridiplantae; Streptophyta; Magnoliopsida; Caryophyllales; Amaranthaceae. Gene Ontology annotation, molecular function: DNA binding. The record is from RefSeq and is a predicted model, not a curated record. Bases 159 to 863 code for a protein of 234 amino acids.